This is a messenger RNA of Cimex lectularius (bed bug), 2952 nucleotides long. Its product is annotated as aryl hydrocarbon receptor nuclear translocator homolog. Gene Ontology annotation, biological process: regulation of transcription by RNA polymerase II. NCBI's taxonomy places the organism in Eukaryota, Metazoa, Arthropoda, Insecta, Hemiptera, Cimicidae. The transcript has 2 exons. Gene Ontology annotation, cellular component: cytoplasm; nucleus; transcription regulator complex. The record is from RefSeq and is a predicted model, not a curated record. Gene Ontology annotation, molecular function: protein dimerization activity; RNA polymerase II cis-regulatory region sequence-specific DNA binding; DNA-binding transcription factor activity, RNA polymerase II-specific. Bases 542 to 2389 code for a protein of 615 amino acids.
AGUCCUGAUCAAGAGUCCGAGGUGGUUUAUCGGAGUUUCCUCAUUUUAUCUUUGUUGUUGUUUCCUUUUUUGUUUAAAUUUAUUUUCCUUCCAUUGAAAAAAAAAUCGUACUUUACAAUCAAGGUUUUUAAUUUGAAAAUUGAUUUUAUUGCGCUAUUUUUGUUGAAAAAGAAGAAAAUAGACUGGCGUUGUCGCAUUUCGAAACCACAUACCAUUUUCUCAGAGUUUGCCUUUUUUUUUCAAACCACCGGCAACUGAACACAUUUCAAGAUUGCUUAUCCAUCAAAGAGAAGAUUUUCAAAACAGAAAAUACUAUAUUUAAAUCAGAUCUUUUUUUUUUGAGAAGAUAAACUUUCAUGAGACAUGUUAACUGUGGCCAUCUCGGGCAAAGUAAACUCUUCCUUAAAAAUCCAAUUAAUAUUAGAAGGAUAAUUCUGUGGUAGCUGAAAAUUCAGAGCAAUAUUCGACUAAUAUCGAGGGUUGAAAAAUGUUGAUACUCUCUUCUACUAAUGUUUAAUUUCACACGGUUAAAGUUUAUCUCAUGUCUACUUUAACUCAUCCCAUCGCCAGUAUAGACCCAUCUAAGGUCAUACAGAAAAGAAGGGGGAGUUCGAUUGGAUCAGAUGAAGACGACCCUAGUGGGAACAAAUAUUCGAGAAUGGAAGAAGACAACAUGCAAGACAAAGAAAGAUUCGCUAGUAGAGAAAACCACUGUGAAAUCGAGAGGAGGAGGAGGAAUAAGAUGACUGCGUACAUUACGGAGUUGUCAGACAUGGUACCGACAUGCAGUGCACUUGCACGUAAACCUGACAAGCUCACUAUUUUGAGAAUGGCCGUUGCACAUAUGAAAGCCCUUAGAGGUACAGGAAACACGAGUUCUGACGGCAGUUACAAACCUUCAUUUCUAACAGAUCAAGAACUGAAACAUUUGAUACUUGAAGCAGCCGAUGGCUUUUUAUUUGUAGUGACUUGUGACUCAGGUAGAAUAUUUUAUGUUUCCGACUCUAUAAGUCCUGUUUUAAAUCAGUCACAGAGUGAUUGGUAUGGUUCAAUUAUCUAUGAACAUUUGCAUCCUGAUGAUGUUGAAAAGGUACGCGAGCAGCUCUCUACUCAGGAACCUCAAAACUCAGGAAGGAUACUAGAUCUCAAAACGGGAACCGUAAAAAAGGAAGGCCACCAAUCUUCGAUGAGGCUUUGUAUGGGUUCGAGGAGGGGAUUCAUUUGCAGGAUGAAGGUGGGCAAUGUAGGACUUGACAACCAUCUGAGUCGUUUGAAACAGAGAAAUUCUUUGGGACCUUCAAGGGAUGGAAACAAUUACGCGGUUGUGCAUUGCACGGGAUACAUUAAAAACUGGCCUCCAACCGGUCAAUUCGAUCCGCAUCCUUUAUCAGCCGUACAGAUGGAAAGAGGGGUUGAAGAUGAUGGAAGCCAUUGUUGCCUAGUUGCCAUAGGCAGGCUACAAGUCACUUCUACACCAAAUACAACAGAUUUAUCCGGAUCCAACAGCAAUUCAGAAUUUAUAUCCCGUCAUUCUAUGGAAGGAAAAUUUACUUUUGUCGAUCAAAGAGUCAUGGGUAUUUUGGGAUAUUCACCUCCUGAAUUACUAGGAAAAUCUUGCUUUGAGUUUUUCCAUCAUGAAGAUCAAACUCACAUGAAAGAAUCAUUUGAACAAGUUGUUAAACUAAAAGGGCAAGUCAUGUCAGUCAUGUAUAGAUUUCGUUCAAAGAAUAGAGAAUGGGUUUGGCUAAGGACUUCUGCUUUUGCUUUUCUGAAUCCUUACACGGAUGAGGUUGAAUACAUAGUGUGCACAAAUACCACUGCUAAAUCGUUGCAAAGUGGCACUGAAACUGAAGCCCCUGCUGAUGUAAACUAUCAACCAGGUGUAGAUUACACAUUACAGAGAUAUUCACAAAUGUCACAGCAUAUUCAACACAAUACUGACACAAGACCUAACCAGGUGUAUAAUUAUGCCCCGACACAGUCCCCAGUCGGCUAUAAUACCUCCCCGGGACAACAGAACAUAUCUAGAAUCAAACCGACGUCGAGUCCGACACCGGCACAACCUGCUUGGUCUCUGCGACAGCCUGUGAGUGAGAGCUAUCAGUUCAGCGAGGUCAGUCCCUGCCGCUCGCCUUCAGGACCGACAUAUACACAGUUGAGUGGAGGGAGAUCGGGAGUGCAAGCUUAUCACAAUCCUUCAAACAAUGCAGGGCUCUGGUCUUGGCAGGGCCAGCCUGAUGGCCAAGGAUCGAGUAACAGUGUAAAUCACAACGUCCCUCCUCAGCCUGGACCUCAAAAUCAGCCACCGGAACUUUCGGACAUGAUGAUGCAAAUUUUAGACCAAGGAGGAGCAUCAACAUUUGAAGAUUUAAAUAUGUUCAAUGAGUAAUCUGUAGUUAAAGAAAAGAAAGCAUAAACAUUCCUUUAAAUAAGUAUUAAAUAUAUUUCACAGGAAAUUGUAAGCUUGCAAAUUUUGUUUUAUCUUUCGAUCAAAUUUAUUGGCCAUAAUAUAUUUAAGUAUAAGUUGGGGCGUAGGAGCAAAAAAGGUAUUAUUUUAUUUUAACAGAUUAUAAAAGGAAUAAUUUUCUACCUGAUUUAAAAGGCUUGGUUAGAUAGAGUGUGAUACCAAUAAUUUGUUCCUACGCCUGUUUUUUUUUUUUUUUUUUAUUGUUUUCAAAUUUAGCUUCAAAAUAUAUAAUUGUAAACACAUUUAAGUUUAAAGAAAUUUUUUUUUGCCAUGAUAUGCACAAGAAUUCCUUGUAAUAAAUAAAUAUUUAUAUGAAAAAUGGAAAAGUUUAAAUGUAAUAUUUUAGAUGUAUGCUAAACCACAAAUCAAUGUUUUUGUUAUUUUUAGAUUAGCUUUAGGGCUUUGGCAAAGCAUUUUUAGCAAUUGUUUGCGUUUGAUUUCCACACCAUGUUUUUUAUACAUAAAUACACAUAUUUUUUCUGUAA